Molecule: messenger RNA, 2295 nt
Organism: Seminavis robusta
Lineage: Eukaryota; Bacillariophyta; Bacillariophyceae; Naviculales; Naviculaceae
Source: the annotation of a GenBank genome assembly
UGGGUGGCAGCGACCGGUGUCAAUAAUAAAUAAUAAUAAUAAUGUGUUGGUGAUGUCAAAAGAUCCUUCCUCGGUCAGUGGAACGCUUCCACGUGGAAGAGUCUAAGAACCACUAACUCUAGCUAGUAAGUGAGUUUCCGAGUAGGGCCUGUCCAUCGUCCGUCAAACUAUUCUCUUGACCGUUGUUUCUUGUGGCCACAUUUUGUCGAAUUGAAUUGGCUUUAGUCAGGAGAAGCAUUGUGUUGUGUGACCAUGGCGGAAGAGACGAAAGCAGAAGAGGCGGCAGCUCCAGCAGCAGCUGCCGAAGAGACCAAGAAAGAAGAAACAGCAGCGGCAGACGGUACUGGUGGCAACAACAAUAAGGGCAAGAACAACAAGAACAACAAGAAGGAUGAGACGCCCAUUGAGGAACUCUAUGAUCUCUCCAAGCCCAUUCCUAGGGUCCCCAAACCAAGUAAAGAAGACCACGAGAAGGAACUAGCCGAACUGACGGCCGCAUUGGACAAACUCAAGGAAGAUCGUCAAAAAGUGCAAAAGGAAAUCGAUGCCGCGUUGGACAAAAACAAGACGACCGGAUUGGGCAAAGAAAAGGAAGAACUGCAGAAACUGCGCAGUGCCAAGAAUGCCUUGAUUGAAGAGAAGAAAGCCAUUCGCAGCAAACUGGAUCAAUUCAAGUCGCAAGCCGAUCGCAUUGCCAAAGAUCGCAAGGAUGCGCGAUCGUCGGUCAAAUUCACGUCGGUCGCCGACAUUGACAAGGAAUUGUCCAAAUUACAACGGCGACAAGAGACCACGUCCAUGUCGUUACCGGAAGAAAAGAAACUACUCAAGGAAAUGGACGCGCUCCGCAAAUCCAAGGAAAUUGUCGCAUCGUUGCAGUCGGCCGAAGGCGACAUGGACAAUGUCAAGGAACAACGCAAAACCAUUCAAGCACUCCUCCAACAAAAAGACAAGGAAAUCGAUGCCAUUCAACAAAAAGUCGAAGCACAGCAACAAGUCAUCAAAUCCAUGUCCGACAAAGAUGGAGAAAAGCGCACUACGCUGCAAUCUCAUUUUGCCAAACGAGAUGAAUUUCGCAAUGCAUUCAACGAGAAACUCAAGGAAAAAGAUGCCCUCCGCGCCGAUUUUCGAGAAAAAAAUAAUGUCUGGUACAAUUACCAACGAGCGGUUCGAGCGCAAAAGAAGAUUCAGUACGAAGAAGACAAAAAGAAACGAGACGAAGAACAUCAGGCGUACUUGAAAAAGGUCGAAGAGGAAGAACUGAAAAAAGUUCCUUACGAAGCCGAACAGGCACUCUGUGAUUAUCUCGCCGAUUACCUCACCACUACUUACUUGCAAGACAAGAAUGCCGCCAAACAGGAAGAUAAAAAGGAAGACGUCGUGGCGGUCAAGGACGAUCCGUUUGCCGGAUUCAAACCCGUCUCCAAGAAGAACGCCGAGGAAGAUGAGUACUUUGGAAAGGGCAAGGGAAAGAAGAAACGCGAUCGCGGUAACAAAAACCAAGAUAAAAAGGGAUCAGGACCAUUCACUCUCAGCGUCGAUACGUUUGAACAGUUUGGUCUCAUUGGAUUGAAUCCACCCACCACGCUGGAAAUGGUGGAACCCACCGUCACCAAAUUGCGAGAAAAGAAGGAAUGGUACUCCAAACAACCGCGUGGAUCCGUACCCACUGCCAUGGAAAUUCGUAAAGCCAAUGAACGGGCCGCCGAAAAAAUCCGACAGCAAGGCAAGGGUGCCGACAGUAACAAUAAUAGCAAUAGCAACAAGAAGGGUAACAACAACAACAACAAAAAGGGCUUUGAUCUCGCCGAUGAUUUUGCACCACUGCCAGGAGCCAACACGGGGUCAAAUGCUCCCAUGUCCAUGUGGGGAAAACCAGCCAUCAACAACACUACCAGUGCCACUAACAGAAGUGCGCCAACACCAGGAGGACCCGAUCCAACGCCCCAGGAAGCAGCAGCAGCAGCAGCAGCAGCACAACAACAACAAUCGUAACAGCAAGAUCAGAUCUGAUGGGGUCCUCUUUCAUCCUGUUGAUUUGAUUGUGAAAGAUUUUUUGUUUUUGUGCACAUGGGGCGGCAGCAUGGAUGGAUUGGCUCCAAACCUUUUUACUUGUUCUCUAUGUGCUACCUACCUACCUAACCCAACCAACCAACCACCUCAGCGUCGUCCAAGGGAUCACGACAACCAUUACACAACGCACUUCACACACACACACCACAAAUAGCUUUCGAUCGAUUGACUAACUGGCCCAACAACAUUACUUGCGAGUUAAAAAUUGCAACCUUCAUGAUGGAG